Messenger RNA from Ailuropoda melanoleuca (giant panda), 2853 nucleotides. RefSeq names its product tubulin tyrosine ligase like 12 (gene TTLL12). The coding region runs from base 34 to 1971 and encodes 645 amino acids. The transcript has 14 exons. Gene Ontology annotation, cellular component: cytoplasm. Gene Ontology annotation, biological process: protein modification process. The record is from RefSeq and is a predicted model, not a curated record. NCBI's taxonomy places the organism in Eukaryota, Metazoa, Chordata, Mammalia, Carnivora, Ursidae.
GUGGGACUCGGCGCUGGCGCUGGUGUGGGCGCCAUGGACGCUGACGCGGGGUCGACGAGCCCGCCUGCGGAGCGCGGCGACCCGGGCCUGACUCCGGAGGAGGAUGCGCGGGCCCGGGCCGAGUUCGCGGCGCUGCACGGCCCGGCGCUGCGCGCGUCCGGGGUCCCCGAGCGGUACUGGGGUCGCCUCCUGCACAAGCUGGAGCACGAGGUUUUCGAUGCCGGGGAGAUGUUCGGGAUAAUGCAAGUGCAGGAAGUGGAAGAGGAGAGCGAGGGCGAGGAGGCCCGGGAAGCGCGGAAGAAGCCGCCCAACCCCGGCGGCGAGCUCUGCUACAAGGUUAUCGUGACCAGCGAGAACGGGCUCCAGGCGGCUGACUCCAACAGCAUCUUCCUCAUCGACCACGCCUGGACGUGCCGCGUGGAGCGCGCGCGCCAGCAGCUGCAGCAGGUGCCCGGGCUGCUGCACCGCAUGGCCAACCUGAUGGGCAUCGAGUUCCAUGGCGAGCUGCCCAGCGCCGAGGCCGAGGACCUAGUGCUGGAGGAGAUGUGGCGGUUCAACCAGACCUACCAGCUGGCCCAUGGGACGGCCGAGGAGAAGGGGCCGGUGUGGUACAUCAUGGACGAGUUCGGCUCGCGCAUCCAGCACUCGGACACGCCCAGUUUUGCCACGGCGCCCUUCUUCUACGUGCGCCAGCAGGUGGCCUACACGCUGCUGUGGCCCCUGCGGGACCUGGACACGGGCGAGGAGGUGACCCGCGACUUCGCCUACGGAGAGGCUGACCCGCUGAUCCGGAAGUGCAUGCUGCUGCCCUGGGUCCCCGCCGACCUGCUGGACGUCAGCUCCUCCACGCCCCAGCCACCCGAUGAGCACUACCAGGCCAUCUUGGAGGAAAACAAGGAGAAACUGCCACUUGCCAUCAGUCCAGUGGCAUAUCCCCGCGACCACGUCUUCAAGGUCUACACGGACAUUCAGCAGGUGCUCAGCCACCUGACACACCCACGCUUCACCUUUACCCAGAGCGAGGCGGAUGCAGACAUUCUCUACAACUUUUCCCACUUCAAGGAUUACAGGAAGCUCAGCCAGGAGCGGCCCAGAGUGCUGCUGAACCAGUUCCCCUGCGAGAGCCUGCUGACGGUGAAGGACUGCCUGGCCUCUGUCGCGCGCCGGGCCGGGGGCCCCGAGGGCCCGGCCUGGCUGCCCCGCACCUUUAACCUGCGCACCGAGCUACCCCAGUUCGUCAGCUACUUCCAGCAGCGGGAGCGGCGGGGCCAGGACAACCACUGGAUCUGCAAGCCCUGGAACCUGGCCCGCAGCCUGGACACCCACAUCACCAGGAACCUCCACAGCAUCAUUCGGCACCGCGAGAGCACCCCCAAGGUCGUGUCCAAAUACAUUGAAAGUCCUGUCUUGUUCCUUCGAGAAGACGUGGGGCCGGUCAAGUUCGAUGUCCGCUAUGUCGUGCUUCUGCGGUCGGUGAAGCCCCUGAGGCUCUUCGUAUAUGACGUGUUCUGGCUGCGCUUCUCCAACCGGCCCUUCGCACUUGAUGACCUGGACGACUAUGAGAAACAUUUCACUGUCAUGAACUAUGACCCGGAAGUGGUGCUGAAGCAGGUGCACUAUGAUGAGUUCAUCCCUGCGUUUGAGAAGCAGUACCCGGAAUUUCCCUGGAGGGGCGUCCAGGCUGAGAUCUUCCAGGCCUUCAAGGAGCUGUUCCAAGUGGCAUGUGCCAAGCCACCGCCCCUGGGCCUCUGCGACUAUCCCUCAUCCCGGGCUGUGUAUGCCAUCGACCUCAUGCUCAAGUGGGACAACCGUCCAGAUGGGAAGCGAAUGAUGCAGCCACAGAUCCUGGAGGUGAACUUCAACCCGGACUGUGAGCGGGCCUGCAGGUACCACCCGAGCUUCUUCAAUGACAUCUUCAGCACCCUGUACCUGGACGAGCCCAGCCACUGCCACGUCACCCGCCUGGUCUAGGCGCUUGCGGCUCCGCGGCGCGUGCCAGCCCAUUCCAGCCUCAGCUCGCGGAGCUGCUUCUGCAGAACCCCCGCCCCUCCUCCCUCGGGCACAGCCUCACCUUCGCGCUGUCGUCCCCGCGCCACCUCUGGGGGCUCAGGGUCCUCCUCCCUCCGAGGUCAGGAGCAGGGCCAGUCACGCAGUCCCCAGGGCUGAGUGCCAGGCCCCCGUCCGCACUCCCCUCACCACCAUCCACUCAGCCGAGGGCUUUCGCAGAGUCUGGUUCCCAGGCUGCUGUGUUUCCCAGGGUGUUAGCGGAUGCGGGUUCUGGAGAGCACGACGAGGUGUCCCCACAAACAGGUUUCCCCAGCAGCACGUGUGGAACCCGCACACGAACAGGGUCCAGGCGGGCUGCUUCUCCAGAGUGUCUGCUCGUGCAUCGUGACUCCCCCGGGGCAGGGUGUCAGGUCAGGGUCCCACCCCUGCACCCCCAGAACACCUGGGAACCUGCUUCCCAGACCCAGCCUUCUUGUUUCCCAAUCUCGACCAAAACUUUACCGGCAAGCUUCCUGUGAAGUUCCCGGUCAGGAAGGCCGUGGCCUUUGGCUGCUAUAGCCUGUCUGUUGGCAAAAGCGGGCCAUCCUCCUGUCUGUGGCCCCGGCAGACCCGGCUGCCCGCCGGGCACAGCGUGCUUUCCCCCUCGUCUGCCGUCGGCUGGGGCCUCGGGGACAAGUGUGGGUGGCGGAGCGGCAGGCAGUGGACAGCUGAGGAAGACAAGUCCAGCGAGAACUUGACGUUACCAUCAGAUGCCAUCUUCCACCAGAGUCUAGAGUCAACAUGUUGGAUUUUUGUUAGUUUUUCAUUUAUGGGAGGAAAAUAUAAAAAUUCUUAUUAUUUCCGUAA